Molecule: messenger RNA, 1041 nt
Organism: Aureobasidium vineae
Lineage: Eukaryota; Fungi; Ascomycota; Dothideomycetes; Dothideales; Saccotheciaceae
Source: the annotation of a GenBank genome assembly
AUGUCUCAGCAAGAAGCCUUUUGGGUACAGACAGAAGAUUGGCACACGGCUGGUGAGCCCUUCCGUAUCGUCGCGGACCUGCCACCUCACUGCACCACUACCGGCAACACAGUAUGGGACCGACGCCUCAACAUUGUUGAUCAGCCAAAUCACCCUCUGGAUCUCCUGCGCCAAUCUCUUUGCCACGAACCAAGAGGCCAUGCCGACAUGUAUGGAGGCUUCAUCGUUCCACCAAACGAUUCUGGUGCCCAUUUUGGCGUCCUGUUCUGGCACAGAGAUGGAUUUUCCACGGCCUGUGGCCACGGCACAAUCGCACUGGGUCGAUAUGCCGUAGCCAAAGGGCUCGUAGAAUCUGUCCAAGAAGGCGCAGUCAAAGUCAUCAUCGACGUACCUUCCGGAAGAGUCACAGCAGAGGUCAACUUCAAAGACGGCAAAGUGGCAUAUGUGAACUUUGUCAACGUUCCCAGCUACCAAUACGCCAAGAGUCUACCUGUCAGCAUAUCAGUACCUGGCUCAAACACUUUGCAAUUCAAAGUCGAUCUCUCCUGGGGCGGAGCCAGCACUGCGUCUGUUGAUGUCCGUGAUGUUGGUAUAGAGAUCAAGCCAGCCAAUGCUCAACGCUUUAUCGAACUUGCCCGUCAGAUCAAGGCUCAAGUUGGAUCACAUGGAGAACACAAGGGCACGUCUCUGUAUACUGUUUCCUUCUUCGAGACAAUCAGCGACAGCGACCAAGCCAUUGAACAGAAGAAUGUCGUGGUCUAUGCAGAAGGUGCCAUUGACAGAUCUCCUUGUGGCAGCGGCACUGGCGCUCGAGUAGCCGUCUUGCUAGCACAGGGGAAGUUGCAUGGUAACAAANAGCUCAUCCAUCAUUCCAUUAUCAACACGACAUUUGAAGCCAGGAUUAUCUCUCAACAGCAGGAUGAGGGAUCAGAAUAUCCGAAUUGCAUACCAGAGGUCAGAGGAAACGCUUUCCUCACUGGCCGCCACAGCUUUNUCAUCGAUCCGAGCGAUCCUACCUACCCUGGUUUCUUUUUCGAGUAG